GUAAAAAGUGUUUAUAAUUUUAGUGAGAGAAUGUGUUCAAAAUUUCUACUUUAGAGAGAGAAAGUGGAAAAGAAGAAGAAGAAGAAGAAGAAGAAGAAGAAAGAAGAAAGAAGAAAGAAGAAAGAAGAUGAACAUUUGUUCUCUAACCACCACUGCUUCUCAUUGCUUCUGACAAAUUCUGAACCUCAGAGAGAGAAUUGUGGUUUGCUGCGUUGUGAUUCAUUCCAGAUGCUUUGGAAAUGGGGAAACAGGAACCAGAGCAGUACCUGCAGCACCAACAGCAGAGGAACAACGCUCAACAGCAACAACGACACUCAUCGGGAAUCGUGUGCCGUGCUUUCUCCUUUCUUCUCGGAACCAUCAGUUUCAAGUGCGUCUUCGUUCUCAUACUCAGUCUCUCCGCUCUUCUUUCUGGAAUCUUCUGGAUUCUUCCCAAUUACUCCCAAAAACUCAGCUACGACGCCAAAGUUGAAAUUAAGCAUAGCGCUUUCCUUCAAGCUUCCUUCAGAAUGGACAGACCCAUCUCAGAACUUCUGCCAUACGUUGAAAGAUUAGAAUAUGAUAUAUAUGGUGAAAUAGGUCUUCCAAAUACAAAGGUGGCUGUCCUAUCCAUGCGCCAAAGUGUUCAACCUAACUGGACUGACGUGGUUUUCGGUGUUCUUUCUGUUCCAAUGAAUGCUUCAAUAGAUCCAGCACUCUUGAGUGUGCUGCGGUCAUCGUUUCUUGAACUGUUCCUCCGGCAAACCAAUCUGACUCUGACAAAAUCAAUAUUUGGGAAUGCAUGCAUAUUUGAGAUAUUGAAGUUUUCUGGGGGGUUGACUGUAAUACCAGUGCAGUCGGCUACUAUUUGGCAGACACCUGAGGUUCUCUUUAAUUUUACUCUUUAUAACUCAACAUCAGAAGUGCUGGAUAAUAUUGAUGACCUAAAGGAUGAAUUGAAGUCUGGAUUGCAUCUGAAGUCAAAUGAGAAUGUGUUUGUUAAAAUAACAAGUGAAAAGGGCUCCACAGUAGCUCCUCCAGUAACAGUGCAGGCUUCAGUCAUGCCAGGCUUUGGGAGCCUCCUACCUGGAAGAUUGAGACAAUUAGCUGAAAUAUUAAAAGGCCCUGCUGCAAGAAAUCUUGGCCUUGAUUACUCUCGCUUUGGCAUUGUCAUACAAAUAAUGUUAUCCUCUGUUUUAAGGGAUACAUUGCGUGCCACCUCACCUUCUCCUUCUCCUUCUCCUUCUCCGACGCCAUCAAUUUCUCCAGUACCCUCACCAAGUGUUGAGCAACCCCCUUGUUUCGACUGUGAAGCUUCUGCACCUGCAUCUUCUGCUAUGACUAAACUUCCUCCAGACCCCUGUCCAUAUAGUGGAUUAUAUCCUUCAAAGCCUUCACGAGAGGAUUAUUCUAAAAAUUCCUUUUCCCGCUAUCAUUCACCUCCCGCUCCUACUCCUACCUCGCAUUCAGCAAGCCACAACACGGAGAACGUCCCAGAUGCGUCACCUGAUCUUCGGGUGACCCGUGGCUCCAAGCUUCUGCAGGGUGAAGAAAUAUCUAAAAGACUGGUGUCUUAUUCACUUGCUCCAUCCUCAAUAUCUUCUGCAGGUGGUGAUUUCCAUAGCAAAAUUUUUCUACUGGGAUUUUGUAUGCUAUUAGUUUCUUUUGUUUUCCUCAAUGAUAUCACAUUUUGAUGACAUGGAGAUGUUGCCUAAGGAUCUUGAAGCCAUGCAAGGACAUCAACCUAACCAUGAUGCUUUGGAAGUUUUGCACAGACGAAAGAAGGAAGCAGCUUUCGACAAAUUCUACUAGGUCUUACUUUUACUCCAGCCAACGCAACCACCAUUGUAAAGCUUCCGGUGGUUAAACUUAAAAAGGUCAAAGCCAGAAAAGUUGGCAGGCCUCUCAAUCUAGUUUUUAUUAUUCUAUAAAGCAUUGAAAAUUGAUUCCAAAGGGAUCAACUAACGAAGAGAAUGUUCCAGAGCAAUAUUGGCCUUCAGAUGUCAAAAGAACCAUCCCUUGUAUUCAUUUUCAACUGUAUGAUAUGCAAAGUAAUUACAGGUUCUUUGAGCAUCUGAGUCUGUAAAACGUUUACAGUAGUAACAUGCAGCAAUGUGAUAAGUUUACAG
Molecule: messenger RNA, 2108 nt
Organism: Arachis stenosperma
Lineage: Eukaryota; Viridiplantae; Streptophyta; Magnoliopsida; Fabales; Fabaceae
Exons: 5
Coding region: 240-1673 (477 amino acids)
Source: RefSeq, a predicted model, not a curated record